Molecule: messenger RNA, 1172 nt
Organism: Cercospora beticola
Lineage: Eukaryota; Fungi; Ascomycota; Dothideomycetes; Mycosphaerellales; Mycosphaerellaceae
Source: RefSeq, a predicted model, not a curated record
GUUCUGUUUGCAUUUUAUUUUGCCAAUCAUGUUGUCGAUUUUGUUCCUGCUGUGUGCGGCGGUGCUGGAGGGUGUUCGUGCUCAGGUGGAGGCUAAGCCGAAGAGUACUGUGAGGGUACAAAUCACACAAAGAAUCCAACUCACGAAGACGAUAUUUCCUUCUGGCGUCUCUGCAGGCGUGCAAGAUACAACAACUGCUACACCUGCGGUUGCAGGCGGCGUGCAAUUCACCGUCGGUGCUGGAAAUGAUGCCGUUCCAACAACCACGUCUGACGAGCCGAGGGUCAUACUUAUGGGAAGCAUUACCUUGACGGAGGGCGGCCCAGCUCAGACCAAUGCCGGUCAAGUGUACAGCAUCGAUGCAUGCACAAUUUACGCGGGCACCGCGAGGGACAAUAUCUGCGACAGCAACGGGCGUCCGACGACUGAGAGCUGGACGACAUCGAGUGCAUACCCAGGUAUCACCUCAGAUCCUGCAACGCCAACGACCACAUCAUGGACCUUCACAAUUGGCACUCAAGCGUAUACCAUGGUCAGGGAUCCAAAUGUACCCAUCGCAACCAUUGGAACAGCGGUAGUGUCCUUAGAAGGGCCGAGGGUGAGCCUGAAAGGCGGCCACGCACUGAUGGCAAGCGACGGGUUGGUCCACGUCUGGGUAGCGAAUUGGACGACAUCGAGCACGACCAGAACAACGACAAGCACGCUGCGGACGAGGUUGCCGUGGACGAGGAGCAGUACAACCGCGGCAUCAACGGACGAUGCCCUGGUCUCAGCCACGCAAUCUGCCAGUAGUGAUGAAUCAGCUGCCUCCUCAGUUCGAAAUCACACUGCGGUUACUGUAUUGGGUUGGACAGUGGUAGCUUUGAUUGCCAGCCUUCUGCUUCGCACGUGAUGGAGGCUGCGGUCAUGCCCGAACUCUAUGUCGAGCUUCACGUCUGACAUAGAGUUGCAGACCCCGUGCUGAUGUGUGGGGUGUAAUGUAUCUUGCUCGGUGGCGGUCGCAGCAUAAUUGCUUCAUGCAAAGUCAGUACCCAAUCAUUGGAGCAAAAGGCUGCUUCUCUCAGAUAGAUCAAUUCAUGUACGUCGCUCAUGAACAAGCAAACUGGAGAAGCCUGUGGCGAUGGAGCUUGGCAGGAGACUUUCUCUAUGCCGUCUGGCAACGCCCACUUCUC